AUGGAUGCCACAGAGCUUCUCAGAUCCUGCAAGACGCUGCCAGCGCUGCGCGAAGCCAAUGCUCGAAUCCAGCACCUCCUCCCCAAUUCCGCUCUGCUCGCGUCUUCUCUCAUCCGGGCGUAUGGAAGACUUGGCAGCAUCCGCGACUCCCGCCGUGUUCUUGACGAGCUCGCGAAUCCCCAUCCCUUUUGCUGGAUGGCGCUCCUCUCGGCCUACGCAUCCAACGGGCUCCUCGACGAGGCCGAGGAUCUCUUCCACCGGAUGCCGGAGAUCUGGGACGUCGUCGCCUGCUCGGAGAUGCUGCUCGCCGUCGCGCGCUCGCCGCAUGGCAGGCGAUCGCCGCAACGCGCCCGGGCGAUCUUCGACGCCAUGCCCGCGCGCGAUUCCAUCGCCUGGACCGCCAUGGUCGCGGCCUACACCAGCGCCGGAGAGCUCGCACGCGCCCACAGCCUCUUCCUCGCCAUGCCCGAGCACGACAUGGUCGCGGCCACCAUCCUCCUCGACGCGCACGCCAAGAUCGGCGACGCCGCGGCCGCGCGUGCCCUCUUCUCUGCCAUGCGCUUCACGGACCAGAUCUCUUGCACCGCAAUGCUCACCGCACUGGGCGAGGCCGGGCAUCUGGAAGAUGCGGAGAGGAUCUUCGCCGGCAUGCCCGAGAGGGGCAUUGUCUCCUCCACCGCGAUGCUGGUGGCGCACGCCCAGGCCGGGCACCUGGAAGAUGCCAAGCGGAUAUUCGACGCCAUGCCCGCCGUGAAUGUGGUCGCUUCUAACGCCAUGCUCUACGCAUAUGCCGAGGCCGGGAAUCUCCGGAUCGCGCGGCGGAUGUUUGACGAGAUGGACGAGCGCGAUCUCGUGUCGUGGAACGCAAUGCUGUCGGCAUAUGCCCAGGCGGGGGACCUCCACGAAGCUUCGCGGCUGCUUGACCGGAUGAAGGAGUGGAACACGGUGUCGCUGACCGUGCUGGUGGCGGCGCACGGUCGGGCCGGGAAUCUAGGCGAAUCCAAGCGGAUCUUUGACCAGAUACAAGACCACAACGUCGUGGCGCGCAAUGCGAUGCUGGGGGCAUUUGCGCAGGCCGGCCACGUCGGCGAGGCCCAGUCGUUGUUUGACUCCAUGCUGGAGAGGAACGUGGUGACUUGUAACGCGAUGCUAGCGGCAAAUGCCCAAAACGGCCAUCUGGAAGAAGCUAGAUUUUUGUUUGAUACCAUGCAGGAGUGGAAUUUAGUAUCAUGGAACACAAUGUUGGAUGGCUAUGCCAGAUUAGGAUUUUUAGAUUACGCGUUAGAACUCUUUUCGAGGAUGAAGUUUCGCGAUCUAGUGACAUGGAACACGAUGAUCACAGCAAAUGCCCAGAAUGGGUAUCUAGGCAAAGCUAAAUCUUUAUUCUACCAAGCACAAUCACGAGAUAUUGUUUCAUGGACAGCAAUCGUCUCGGCACACGCCCAACACGGAGAAAUCACUCAAGCAUCGCGCUUUUACUUGUCAAUGCCAGAGAGGGACCUUGCAGCCUGGAACGCAAUGCUCGCAGCAUUUGCCCAGAACGGGCAUUCCCGGACGGCUUGCGAGCUCUUCCCGGGGAUGAAAAUGGUGGAGCGUCCAGACGACGUAUCCUUCCUCUUGGUCCUCCACGCCACCGGACACCUGGGCGAGGUCUCUCGAGGCUUGAGCUUGCUGGCUUCCAUGAGCUCCGACUAUGGAUUGACGCCCCGGAAGCUCCACUACUCUUGCAUGGUCGAUCUUCUCGCUCGCUCGGGAUACUUGAGUGACGCCCAAGCUCUCAUCGAUUCCAUGCCUUAUGUCGAGGACGCCAUGGAGUGGACUUGCCUCUUGGCCGCUUGCAAGGGCCACAAGGACGUCCACUUUGGCGCUCUCGCUGCAAAGAGAGUUCUCUCGUUAAAACCAAGUAAUCCUGGAGCGUACGUAAUGCUUGCCAAUGUGUAUCGCAAAUCCUGA
This is a messenger RNA of Selaginella moellendorffii, 1953 nucleotides long. Its product is annotated as pentatricopeptide repeat-containing protein At4g02750. Gene Ontology annotation, biological process: RNA modification. Lineage: Eukaryota; Viridiplantae; Streptophyta; Lycopodiopsida; Selaginellales; Selaginellaceae. The record is from RefSeq and is a predicted model, not a curated record. Gene Ontology annotation, molecular function: protein binding; RNA binding. The transcript has a single exon. Bases 1 to 1953 code for a protein of 650 amino acids.